Messenger RNA from Fonticula alba, 366 nucleotides. RefSeq lists its product as hypothetical. The record is from RefSeq and is a predicted model, not a curated record. Lineage: Eukaryota; Rotosphaerida; Fonticulaceae. Bases 1 to 366 code for a protein of 121 amino acids. The transcript has 4 exons.
AUGACGACAUCUCAGACCAGUGUUUCGACCCCCGGCGCUGGCCUGGCUGCCGGGACGACGUCGAUGCCGCCGGCCUCCUCCGGCGCCAGCCCCUCCAUGCCGGCUCAGCAGCCCCCAUCUCAAGCGCAGGUGGUCAGUCGUCCUGGGGGUGCUUCCUUCCCACCAGGGCUAGCCGCAGCGGCCGUUGUCCCGGUCACGCAUAAGGGCUUUCACCGGUCCCACUCGUCGCGCUUUUACUCGAACAACGAAUCGAACCCCGUGAAGCUGGAGCCCCUGCCGCUCUUCCACACCCUACGCACGGGCCUCAAACCGAGGUCGCCCAGCACCCAUGGCUCCUUCAGCAGCGCCUCAAUCAGGCGCAGGUGA